Messenger RNA from Colletotrichum higginsianum IMI 349063, 1287 nucleotides. RefSeq lists its product as uncharacterized. The record is from RefSeq and is a predicted model, not a curated record. NCBI's taxonomy places the organism in Eukaryota, Fungi, Ascomycota, Sordariomycetes, Glomerellales, Glomerellaceae. The transcript has 2 exons. Bases 1 to 1287 code for a protein of 428 amino acids.
AUGGCAGCGUUCGUCGCUUCAAACGCUAUUCUACCCAGGCAAGAGGGGAUAACUCUAUCGACAAACUCACAAUCAGAUAUAGGCGCCACCUCUCUCACAUCAGUUACACCAACAACUACAAGUUCAUUCUCCAGCACCUUGUCUUCUGUUAACACUGGAACAAAUGGAUCGACAAUCUCGUCUCUUUCUACUACUUCAUCUACAGUUACAGUCGUUUCAACGUCGCUCGCAACUGCCAUGACAUCAGAAUCGGCGUCUUCGACAGAAUCUCCUACUGGGCCGUCCUCAGGGAUCUCGGCAGGCGCCGUUGCCGGCGCCGCCAUCGGUUGUCUUGGUGCAGGGCUCGCCAUUGGCGCUCUCGUUGCCUUCCUCCUCCUCCGCUGGAGGUUGCGGAAGAACGGGAGCCGCUUCUGGCGGCGCUCCCAGGCCACUGAACCGAAGGCUUUCGGAUCUCUCCACUCGGGAAACCAUGGCAACAACGAUGUCCAGCUGAGCCAGUUCCUCCUCGACGCGGUCCCGGAUAAGGAGAUUGCGAGCGAGCUUCAGUCUCUCGGCGAGCUCAUCCACCAACACGUUGAGAACCACUACCACUUGAGGCCGGUGCAGGCUAGCGCGCAGUCGCUCGCCCCGAGUCUCUCGAUCCUAGGACUGGGAGCCCUUUCCGAGCUGGACACCAAGCAAAUCGCCGCGCUCUCGAUCGACCCAAAGACGCGGCAGACUGCGCUCCAGCAUGUCAUCUCUCUCGUGGUGGUCGCCAGCAUUGACUUCAACUCGCGGAGCCGUUUCUCGGUGCUGCCAACACCAGUGGCCGGCUUCCUGCAGUCGGUCCCGCCGGUCGAGCCCGCAGGCGGCGACAAAAAUGCAACUUCACUCGCACUUUCGAAAUGGCGCACCUUGUCGGCAUUCCUCCUUCAGCCCAGUCGAAGUCAGCGGACUCCCCUCGCUCCAGUCGAGUCGGAGGUGUCUCCCAAGGCGCACAAUCUCGCCACCGCCCUCAACGAAUUCGUCCAUCACUUCGUCCCGAUGGACCAAGCGAGCCGCCUUCAGCAGCUGGAACACCUGCAGGCAGUCAUUCUGGAAUUCACGAGGCUCGGCUACGAGAUCCUGUCCCAACCUGGUGACUGGCACUUCACGUAUGGGGCGGACGAUGCAGAUGCGGUGGGUGUCCAACCCGUCGUGGUGUGUCCGGGUGUAGACAAGCUCAGUAGAAAGGAUGGGAGGGUCUACAACCCUCCCCGUCAGGUGGUUGCCCCCCUCGUGGCACAGUUGCCGUAUCGACGCCGAUGA